Molecule: messenger RNA, 2404 nt
Organism: Puccinia graminis f. sp. tritici CRL 75-36-700-3
Lineage: Eukaryota; Fungi; Basidiomycota; Pucciniomycetes; Pucciniales; Pucciniaceae
Exons: 3
Coding region: 14-1927 (637 amino acids)
Source: RefSeq, a predicted model, not a curated record
AAAAACACUCAAGAUGAUCAAACCAAAACAACACUCAAACAAACCACACCACGAACAAGAAAAAGAAAACGAGCAAGAACAAGAAUCAGGAUCAGGAUCAUACCUAGAAGUAAUAGAUCCAAAGAACCACUCUCAGCUUAAUCCAACUUCAUCAUCAUCAUCAUCAUCACCAAUCGAACCACCUGGCUCACCUCGCUCAAUAAUCUCAUGGCAUCAAAGUGAUCUAGUCUCAAUCCCCAACUCAUCACAACCAACCAGCGACUUCGAUGACCGAUCAGACGACGAUGAUCACCACAACCAACAACGACCAAAUGCUUCAUCUUCAGCCAUCCAAACAGGAGAACAGCCAUUUGAUAAUUACCCUCAUCAGGCCAACCACCACCACCAUCUCACCGCCGAACUACUCACAGCAAUCACCGACCAUCUCGUCAUGCCCCGUCUGCCGAUGAUCCCAUCCCCUUCAAAUCAAUCUAGUCGACCGGUCAGCUGUCGUGGUAGGAGCUCGACAUCCGAAUCAGCUGCUUCCCUUCACCAUCAUCGAAACAAUGAUAAUAAUACUACGAACAAACAUCAUCAUCACUCCUAUCGACCUACUCACUUCGAUCCACUCAUCUCACACAAGCACUCUCAUCUCACUCAGCAUCCUGCAAACUCACAUCCCUAUCCAAUCUAUCCUUCCAGAACCCUAGUCGUCGGUGAGGCCCACGAAGGACUAGGAAUCGGACCACUCAGGGAGCUCCUAUCAUCCAGCUUCCUUACAAGUAUCGACCGGACAGACGAUAUCUUACCUGACUUCAAGUUCUCAGAUCCACAGACCUAUAACCAAUUGAUCCAACACCUCGAGGCCCCAUUUUAUCGACUGAAAGGCUUGCUGAAUCCGAAGGCUUGCUAUCCAUAUCAAUCCUCAUCGACCACUCCAGCCCGGCGGAACGAUCUUCUCUGUCUAGUUGAUCGUUGGAUCGAAAGAGAAGGCUAUCUGCUUCUAUUGGUCGAGAUAGAUUUAUUUCCUGUUCCACCAGUCAGACUAGAAUUCCUCAGGACACUCUCCAGAUUGAUUCCGACCAUCCCAUUCAUCCCGAGCACGGUAUCUAUCCCACAAGCGAUUGAUGGACAUGCGAUUCUCACCAGACAAUUAGCCGCCAACAGGCUGCGACACUUUCCGAUCCCCGAUCCAUCUUCCCCACACUCCUUUGCAUUGCCCGAACGAGAAGAAUGUGUGAAACGGAGCUCUCGAGCUUGUGUGGACUGGUUGGCGGUAGAAUUCGCAAGCCAUAUCAGUAGCAGUAGCAGUACUAGUAGUCAUGAAGCUGAUCCGGUGGGAGGAGUAGAGCAGCGCAGGUUCGGUGGAGAUGAUCAAGGGACGGACGAGUUCGAGCCGGACAAGAUCUCAGAACGGGUGGGCAGACGGCUGGCUAAAAAGAGGGCGCUCGCCCGGGCCGAGAAGCGUCCGAGCAGGAAGAGUUCGAUGGUCAUCGUCGACGAGCACCCUGUUGGCUCAAUCCGAGACUGCCAAGCAUCCCUGUCCUCCGACGGCCUCGGCCUGCCCUCCCUGACGGCCCUCUUUCGGCUCGGCCUCCGCCAACUCCGUCGAGACUCCCGACGGCUCUUUAAUAGCUUCCUCUCCCGCCUCGUCCACACCCCCCGCCCGCCCAUCUUCUUCACUCCUCAUCCCCCAUCAUCACGCGACAACAACGGAGGUCAGAUCCAGAGUAGAACAACGUCUCGAAAACCGGCGUCAGCUAAGCUUCCGGACCGACCGUCUACCUCGAUCCAUCCUCUUCCUCAUCCAUCUAAUAAACCUAUCCUCCAUCCCCUCACUCCUCCUCCCUCUCCUCCCUCGCCCACUACUUGGCUGAUCAUCGGCUUCCUCACGGCGACUACUGCAGCUACUUUAACCGUCUGGUGGAAACAAACUCUGUUGGUUUAAUCUCUCGCUCUUAUCGCUCUUUCUCUCUUUCUUCCUCUUGAUCUUUCCAUAUCGUUCCUUGUCCCUCGGUAUCAACCUUCUCGCCUUGUAUUGUUAUCUUCAGUUGUUUGUGUAGUCCUUUUUUCUUCUCUCUUUUUCGUUGUAGUUUUUUUCCCUCUUAAAUCGUGUAUGUAAAAUAUCAUACAAAAUCAGCUCCUCGAUUUGCCUUUCUUCAUUUUUCAUUUUCUUUUCUUUAUAUCUCCUUUCUCUCUCUCUCCCUAUCUUUCCUCAAUCUGCUACAUUUUUUUAGUUCUAGUUCUAGUUUUAGUUUUACAAUUAAAUACAAAAUCAAUGUACUGCAUAUCACUCCAAAAGUCUCUCUCUCUCUUUAUCUCUUUUCCCUGGCCCCAUAUAAUUUGUGAUGUAUUACAUUUGAGCAUGUAUUGUAAUUUUUCCUUAUGUAAUGAUUAUGAAGAGUAGAAAACCAAAGAGCUUUUU